UUUUAUAUUCAGACUGACAUGGACAGUACGAAUGUUUCUGUAUCCAUUAUCGCUCAUUUUGGUAAAAAUGCAUAUGGGAGAAAAGUUUUAUAUGGUGCCAUUGAUAUUGGGGGUGAAAGGAAAAUGUGGAUUAGGGCUGGCUAUUGGUAAUGCUUUGCCAAUUCAAACUACUGAUCUCAAUGAGUAUGAUCAUAAUUCAAAUGCAACCCAUGAGGACUGCAAGACAACCAAGUGGAAGGGCUAACUGAAAGAGUUAAAGAUUAUGCAAUGGUUUGGCCUCCAAUGGUUAUCAUAACAAAUACAAGAUAUGAAUAUGAUGAAAAUAGCAAGGAACUUUCAUUCUCUCAUGCUUACUUAAUAUCACAAAUUAGCCUAUCCAUAGAAUAUUGAUUUCUAUUUAUUGACUUUUGAUUAUUGAGUGGAAUAAUUCUUGACUUGACAUAUAGUUCAUUGUAUCAUACAGAAUAUUAUUUUCUGUAGUCAAUAGGCAUGGGGAGUCAAGAACUGCUUGAACACUCCUAUGUUGCACACUUCAUAUGGCCCAAAAGGGCACUGGGGUAUGAGUUUUUUAUCUUUGAAAGUUCAGUAGUAGGUUAUUUAGAGGCUGUACGUUUCCAUAAGCUUUUAAAAGAGCAAAGAAAAGAUAGAGAUGCCUGGGAUUAGGAAAACAAACAAAAGGAAAGAGUUUCUUGGGGAUUGUUCUUGAGUUCCAUUGUAUCCAGUUGUGGUUGAUUAUGCUUCAGUUAAGAAUACAAAAUAUUGGAACUUCUGAAGUUAGGUAAGCAGAAGUCAAAUAGUUUCAAGUCCAUGUGUAAGUAUAAUAUCUUUAACCAAAAAAAUUAAAGCUCAAUUUACUUCAGUGCAGGAUAGCUGAAGGUGUUUUAUAAGAACACAGUAGUGAUUAAAGCUGAUGGGCCUAGAUGGCAAUUCAUCACAGCUGCCAUCAAGACCUCAUUAAGGGAUGCUACCUUUGAGAAAGAACUGGUUGUGGGUGAGGUUUAGAAGGUAGAGGAAGAAAACCUUAAGAAGCUUAAAGAAACCAGUAAGAUACAUCCUUUGAGAUGUAAGAAACAAAGAAAGAGCUAAGAAGGUCUUGGCAUGUUAGAAACAGAGAGAAAGAUCCAAGGGGGAGAAAGCAUAGAGGAAAGACACGACAGACUGUUCUAAUCAGAGGCAAAGCAAAUUUCUAAGUUCUCAAAAGAAAGAAUAGCCAGAGCAAGAAAAUACAACAUAGACACAGAUGACAAGGAAACUUCGAAUUCCAAACAAGGGCAACUACCGCAUGCUCACAUGCUACUCUCCUUUGGUUGGAUCAAGGGCAACUUCUUUGUUUUUUAUUUUUUAUUUUUGGUUUUUGAAUGUAGAAAGUUCUUAGCAUCUUUGUUGGACUAAAAAUAAACCUAAUGCACUGUCUGCUUUGUGUUAAAAAUUAAAAGGAAAAUUUUACG
Molecule: messenger RNA, 1448 nt
Organism: Rubroshorea leprosula
Lineage: Eukaryota; Viridiplantae; Streptophyta; Magnoliopsida; Malvales; Dipterocarpaceae
Source: the annotation of a GenBank genome assembly